Molecule: messenger RNA, 285 nt
Organism: Saprolegnia diclina VS20
Lineage: Eukaryota; Oomycota; Saprolegniomycetes; Saprolegniales; Saprolegniaceae
Exons: 2
Coding region: 1-285 (94 amino acids)
Source: RefSeq, a predicted model, not a curated record
AUGCUCAUCAACACGCAGUACACAGCGCAGAACCCAAGUCAGUCGUACCUCCCCGUGCUCGAGGGCGAGCCGAAUGCAGCGAGCACGGCCAACGCAUCGGCACCUCAGCCCUUUGGCGACCGCAGCGACAACGCCCUCAGCGGCAGCGUCAUGGAUCUCUCCGAGAAGGUUGACGAAGGAUUGCCGGAUGACACCGACGACGUGGACAUGCUCCUCGACGAGUCAGCGUCCGAAGUGGUCGUCGUGCCACGGUCCCUCCUUGCGUUGGACCUGGCGGGUCUGUAG